Rubroshorea leprosula is the source of this 899-nucleotide messenger RNA. The record is from the annotation of a GenBank genome assembly. Lineage: Eukaryota; Viridiplantae; Streptophyta; Magnoliopsida; Malvales; Dipterocarpaceae.
UCAAUCGGAAACCCACCUUCACCAAGGAACCCAGCUAACCCAGAAACCAUUUACGGUUUUUAUUAUUGCAAUUCAAAUUCAGUGAUACUUUAGGAACUGAUAUCAUGUCAUGGCAAAGGUUUUCUAGUGGAAUCACCCUCAAUAAUUUGAAAAAUCUCGGGCGCUCCUCUCAUGAAUCCAGGUUUGUUCCUACUGUUUUAUGUCCAAAAUAUUACUUGCUCAAAGCUCAACUGAGUCCAGGCAAUGUUCUCACCAUGAUGCUUGGAGUCUAAUGCCAAGACAUGAAUUUAGCAUUGGAUCAUCUAAUAAGUCUUUUGGUUUCUGUCCUUUUUUCCAUCAGUACAUUUGGAGAUCUCCUUCUUUGCUAGGCAUUCAAUGGCAUUUUUCUUCUGAUGGAACAGGAAUCAAGAAAGAAGCUCUUAUACCUAACAGCACUGAUUUUAGUGAUGGUUGGACUUACUUAUGCAUCUGUCCCUUUGUGCUGGAGAUUCUGCCAAUCUACUGGGUAUGGAGGUAUCAUCCAACGUCAUGAGGUGAGGUUGAGAUGAUAAUUUUUCAUUUUUUUUCUUUGUUGUUGCUUUUAAUUAUAUUGGCAAUUUAUUCUUCCCUGAUUUGUUCACAAUACGACCUUCUUGUCUUUUAGACUGUUGAAGAAAAGAUUGCUAGGCAUGCAAAAGAUGGAACAGUCACAACCAGGUGCACUUCUGGGCCUCAGAUGUAAGGGCUUAUUUAAAACCUUGCCUUUGGUUAUUUAGUGGUGAUUCUAUUUUGAGAUAUAGUUCUUGUAUAACUUUUGGUUUUCAACUUUUUUAGACUAUUCUGUUCGACAUGUGGCAUACCAAACUAAGUGGACUUUAUUUAUACCAGACUUUAUCUUAUAACAAAUGUUGAUUAUAUCU